AAAAUAAAAAAAAAAUGGGAGGACCAAAAUAAAAGUUCUUUCACCGUUUUAUUUUCAAACUUCAGAUCAUCGCUCCUAUUUGCCUCUUCAGUCUCUUGGUCCCUAGAUUCUCUCUCUAAAUACUUUUACUUUUACCCCCAGGUUUUCUGUAAAUUGCAUUGGUCCCCUUUCCGAUGCAAGAUUUCAUCGGCUCCGUUCGUCGAUCUUUGGUGUUCAAGCCCUCCGCCGAAGAAACCAGCGGCUUAGGAGGAUUUGUUGAGAAAAUCGGGUCAAGUAUCCGAAAAUCUCGAAUCGGACUUUUUAAUAAACCGCCGGUUCAUGCACUGCCUUCAAUUCCUAAGGCUGAGACGCUGCCGACGAGGAAGUACGUGAAGGAGGAGUUCCCGAUGCUGAUGAUGGAAGACGAGGCAUUGCCGCCGAUGGAGGGAGCCAUGGAAGAAGAGAUAUCGUUGAAGAGGAAGAAAGAGGAGAUGGUGCCAUUGGCUAGAAUGGCGAAGGAGAAGGAGGCAGUGGGGACGAGUAAAUGCGUGAAGAGGAAGGAGGCAUCGAUCCGGUGGAGGAAGGGCGAGAUGAUUGGGUGCGGGGCAUUUGGGAUAGUCUACAUGGGGAUGAAUCUUGAUUCUGGUGAAUUACUCGCUGUCAAAGAGGUUGCAAUUGGGGCGAAUAGUGCCUCGAAGAAAGCUCAAGAUCAGCUUUUGGAGCUUGAGAAAGAAGUGAAUCUUUUAAAAAAUCUUUCGCAUCCAAACAUUGUGAGAUACUUGGGAACUGCAAGAGAAGAAGAUUCACUGCAUAUAUUACUCGAAUUUGUUCCAGGUGGAUCCAUUUCAUCGCUCCUGGGAAAGUUUGGGUCUUUCCCAGAAUCAGUCAUUAGAAUGUAUACCAAACAACUUUUGUUGGGACUAGAAUACCUGCACAAAUAUAAAAUUAUGCACCGAGACAUUAAGGGAGCAAACAUUCUUGUGGAUAAUAAGGGGUGCAUUAAACUUGCUGACUUUGGUGCAUCAAAGAAAGUUGAAGCACUGGCUACUGUAACCGGCGCCAAAUCGAUGAAGGGUACUCCAUAUUGGAUGGCCCCUGAAGUUAUUGUCCAGAGUGGUCAUAGCUAUUCUGCUGAUAUAUGGAGCGUUGGAUGCACUGUCAUUGAGAUGGCUACAGGAAAAGCUCCUUGGAGCCAGCAGUAUCAGGAGGUUGCUGCAAUCUUUUACAUAGGUACAACCAAAUCUCAUCCACCAAUACCUGAGCAUCUUUCUGCUGACGCAAAGGACUUCUUACUAAAAUGUUUACAGAAGGAACCAGACCUGAGGCCAACUGCAUCAGAUUUAUUGAAGCAUCCAUUUGUUACUGGUGAACGUCAGGAAUCUCGUCUUGUAUUUCGCCCUUCACCUGUGUCUCAGCAGGGCAGCUCUGGAAAGCAAAUGGCAGAGCUUGGAUUUGACCUUGAGAAGUCAAUGAAUGUAGAGACAAAGAUGACCUACAAUGAUCUGAAGGAUGUAAAUGAUGGGGAUGUUGUGAGAUGCUCAACUGUAUAUCCCAACCAGCUAUCACAAAGUCGGUCCUUUUGGCAGCCUGUUAACUCUGAUGAUGAUAUGUGUCAAAUAGAUGACAGUGAUGAUCUGGUUUUUGGUACACCAGCUAAUCUACUUUCUCGUGAUUAUAAUCAGAGCUUUAACCCUAUGUGUGAGCCUAGUAAUGAUUUGCCGUGUAAGUUUGAUGAAAGUCCAGAGUUGAAGAGAAGUGGAAAUGACUUGCUUUCCAGUCAAAAUAUGGAGCACGAAAAUAGAUCCCAUGUUUCUGGUGAUAUGGAAUGUGGCUUCACAUUUCCAAGAGGACCAGCAUCUGAAGAUGAAGAUGAAGCAACUGAGUCAAGGAUUAGGGAAUUCCUUGAUAAAAAGGCUUUAGAGCUCAAGAAGCUGCAAACACCUCUAUAUGAAGAAUUCUACAAUUCCUUGAAUGUUGUCGGCCCUCUAAGUCCUGUUGGAAAGGAAAAUGUUUCAAGUAAAAGCAACUUACCUCCAAAAAGCAGGUCACCAAGUAGAAUGGUUAGCAGAAGACUUUCUGCUGCUCUUGAUGUUGAGAAUAGCCCGAGCCCCAUUAGUUGUUCCAGGCGCGUGUCAAACAUUGGAGAUAUAAAUUAUCGAGCUUCUCCAGGCAAAGAACUUGAUUCUCAGUGUGAACCGCUUACUCCACGUGCUAGCUUCUUCGAGAGAGAAAGGAAGUGGAAAGAAGAGCUUGUUGAAGAGCUUGAGAGGAAACGAGAACUUAUGCGGCAGGCAGGGGUAGCAAAAACAUCUCCAAAAGAUCAAAUUGUAAAUCGACACAAAGAUCGAUUAAGGUUUGCAUUACCAUGAAAUCAAAUGUAGUUUUGAUAUAUGGGCACAUUGAGGGACGAAGGGAUUGGCUUACUCCGAUAAAUGAAGAUUUACAUUAUAAGGAUUGCCAUUCCUUUUGAGAGAGAUUUUAUCAAUGUCAGUGAGGUGUUUCUGGUAAUAAUGAAUAGUGUUGUCUCGUUAGAGUUGUGUAUAGUGUGUUGGUUUGCUGAAAAUAUUGCCUCAUUACAAUCUCCUAUUGGCUACAUGGCUAUAUAUGCAAGGUUCAAGUCAUGAUUCAACAAAAUGUAUUAUUAAAUUGUGUAUCUUUUUGCAGAAUACGAAAUACGAUAAGGAAAGACUUCAAAUUUUA
Olea europaea var. sylvestris is the source of this 2679-nucleotide messenger RNA. RefSeq names its product mitogen-activated protein kinase kinase kinase NPK1-like. The record is from RefSeq and is a predicted model, not a curated record. Gene Ontology annotation, molecular function: ATP binding; protein kinase activity. Bases 174 to 2348 code for a protein of 724 amino acids. NCBI's taxonomy places the organism in Eukaryota, Viridiplantae, Streptophyta, Magnoliopsida, Lamiales, Oleaceae. Gene Ontology annotation, biological process: protein phosphorylation. The transcript has 18 exons.